This is a messenger RNA of Sinocyclocheilus grahami, 398 nucleotides long. RefSeq names its product prokineticin-1-like. The coding region runs from base 1 to 276 and encodes 91 amino acids. The transcript has 3 exons. The record is from RefSeq and is a predicted model, not a curated record. Gene Ontology annotation, biological process: endothelial cell proliferation. NCBI's taxonomy places the organism in Eukaryota, Metazoa, Chordata, Actinopteri, Cypriniformes, Cyprinidae.
AUGGCUCGUGGACUCCUGCGUAGUGGAAAAGCAUGUGACAGAGAUGUGCAGUGUGGUGUGGGUCUGUGCUGUGCUGUGAGUCUGUGGCUCAGAGGCCUGCGUAUGUGCACACCACAGGGGCUGGAAGGAGACGAAUGCCACCCUUACAGCCACAAGGUUCCUUUCCCUGGCAAGAGACAACAUCACACUUGCCCCUGCCUGCCACAUCUGGUGUGCACCAGGUACAGCAACAACAGAUAUCGCUGUACCAGCGACUUCAAAAACAUAGACUUUUAACACUGGAAAGAGCGGGAGAAAAAGAAGAAUGAAGGUGGGUAAUACUUGAAAAGGAAAGCAGGACAGCACAACUAGAUUAAUAACAAGUGCCACAGCACCUUUCUGGUCGUUUUUGUCUUUCA